This is a messenger RNA of Xiphophorus maculatus (southern platyfish), 682 nucleotides long. It is a transcript of the gene dtd2, whose product is annotated as D-tyrosyl-tRNA deacylase 2 (putative). The record is from RefSeq and is a predicted model, not a curated record. Lineage: Eukaryota; Metazoa; Chordata; Actinopteri; Cyprinodontiformes; Poeciliidae. Bases 46 to 555 code for a protein of 169 amino acids. Gene Ontology annotation, cellular component: cytoplasm. Gene Ontology annotation, biological process: tRNA metabolic process. The transcript is spliced from 3 exons. Gene Ontology annotation, molecular function: D-tyrosyl-tRNA(Tyr) deacylase activity.
AGGAGAAGAAGAAGAAGAAGAAGUAGUAGUAAAGGAAGGUGAAAAAUGGCAGAAAAAGGCGGCGGACUGGCUCGGACGGUGCUGCAGCAGUGUUUACACGCCAGACUGCAGGUUCAAGAAGCGGAUGAACAGCUGGAGGCUCAAUACGCCCAGAUCAACAGAGGAAUGGUGAUCUACGUCUGCUUCUUUAAGGGAGCCACAGAUGACAUCCUGCCAAAGAUGGUGUCCACGCUGCUGAACCUGCGGUUGUGCGAGCUGCCUUCUGGAAAGAGGGUUUCAGUGUUGGAGCUUCCUGGUAGCCUGUUGAUCGUCCCUCAGGCCACACUGGGUGGAAAAGCCAAAGGGAAAGGCAUGCAGUACCACAAUAACAUCAGCAAAGAGGAUGGACUGAAGCUUUACAGCUCCUUCAUCUCGCUGUGUGAGAAAGAACUGAUGACUGCUGCUGGAGAGACUGGGAGGGAAGCUGAGGUGACUGUGAGACAUGGAACAUAUGGACAGAGACAGGUGCUUCAGCUGGACACUAACGGACCAUACACACAUCUCAUGGACUUUUGAUAUGUUCUAUUUUACAAGGCUGACGGAGAUGGUGUUAGUCUGUGAGUUCAUGGAAAUGUAAAUCUUGUGUGGUCAUAAAAAAAAUGUUAAGAAUUGUUUGGCUUUUAAAAUAAAAGUUUCACUUUUA